AUGCUCCUUCUUGUCCUCUUAACGAGCUUCAUACGCCAAAGCUGGAACCUCGGCGUCGCCUUUCUAUGCUUUUGGCUCUUUCUUGAAACUCUCACGGCUGGUAUCAACGGUAUCAUAUGGUCUAGCAACGCCGAAAUCAAGUUGUAUGUGUAUUGCGACAUAGUCUCGCGCUUACAGAUGGUCGCCUUGAUUGUCAAGCCUAUGGCGACCUUGAUAAUCAUUCGCCGGCUAUACCUCAUCGCCAGUCUACGGUCCAUCGAGCUUCCUAGUAAGCACGAAAAACGCAAGGAUCUCCUGAUAGAGUGGACACUUGGUCUGAUGAUCCCCCUUCUCUUCGCAGGGCCUCUCUACUACGUGGUCCAGCAGCUUCGGUUCGAAGUGGACGAAGGUUUUGGAUGCACUAACUCUGCCGAUGGCUCGCUACUCUCUAUAUUGCUCAUGUAUUCAGUGCCUGUGGUCGCCCCCGCAGUGUCUAUCGUCGUGUACUAUCCACAUGUUGCCCGGAUCUUCUAUCGUCAGGGACGAGAUAUCGACCACUUCCUCAGGAGCAACGACUCGAUCUCCCGCACGAACUACUUCCGCGUCCUCGCCCUUGCCAGUAUCGACAUCCUUCUUACACUACCCAUAGGCAUUGCCGCCAUCGUCUUGACCGUGAAAGACUCUAUGUCUCAGGUUGGUUUCCUCGUUCUCUACUUCGGAUGGACACACGACCACAGCAAUUGGGGGCCGGAGAGCUUCUCUUACGAAGAGCUAGUCACGUCGAGGCCUUCCGGUGCGGCACAAUACUUCUUUAUACACUGGACUUCCCCCGUCCUCGCUUUCAUCAUCUUCGGUUUGUUCGGCAUCACAUCAGAGGCGCGCGCAUCAUACUGGCGCGCGAUCUAUUUCGUUGGCAGUUGGUUCGGCUUGAAGCCGUCUCCUCGAGAGCGCGCGGUGCGUUCGCCCUUGGGGGAUAUCGAGUUCGGUGAGCGGUCGCCGCGUGUUUCCAUGUCGUUGAGAUCACAACCGGGCUUCGUCAACAUCCCGAGCGCAUACACACCGACGCCAGGACAUGCCGCCGAGGACGCGGGAGGACGUGGGCUGGGGAAGGCGGACUCAAGCGCCGGCUCAGGUGUUGAUCAAAAUACAGUAGACGAUGCGCUCAGAGUCCCAAGAGCUCCCGAUGCAGCCUUCCGGGUCUUGCCGAGAAGGCUCGGCCAACCUUUAGCCAUGGUUUAG
This is a messenger RNA of Peniophora sp. CBMAI 1063, 1218 nucleotides long. Lineage: Eukaryota; Fungi; Basidiomycota; Agaricomycetes; Russulales; Peniophoraceae. The record is from the annotation of a GenBank genome assembly.